Apodemus sylvaticus (European woodmouse) is the source of this 1331-nucleotide messenger RNA. It is a transcript of the gene Fam89a, whose product is annotated as family with sequence similarity 89 member A. The transcript has 2 exons. Bases 45 to 575 code for a protein of 176 amino acids. The record is from RefSeq and is a predicted model, not a curated record. NCBI's taxonomy places the organism in Eukaryota, Metazoa, Chordata, Mammalia, Rodentia, Muridae.
CUAGGCUAAGCUGCUGCCUGCGCGUGUGUCGGAGCCCCGGCGAGAUGAGCGGAACCGGGUCGGCCGGCAUGGCCCGGGGGCUGCGCGUGGACGGGCUGCCACCGCUACCCAAAAGCCUGAGCGGGCUGCUGCACUCGGCGGCGGGCGGCGCGGCGGGCGGCUGGCGGCACCUGGAGCGGCUGUACACGCAGAAGUCGCGCAUCCAGGACGAGCUGAACCGAGGGGGCGCAGGAGGCGGCGGGGCACGAGCGGCAGGGAUGCGGACCAAGCCCCCCAACCUGGAUGCCGCGCUGGCGCUGUUGCGCAAGGAGAUGGUCGGCCUCCGACAGCUGGACAUGUCCUUGUUGUGCCAACUGUACAGCCUCUACGAGUCCAUUCAGGAGUACAAGGGAGCGUGCCAGGCAGCCUCCAGCCUGGACUGCACCUACGCGCUGGACAAUGGCUUCUCUGAUGAUGAGGAGGGCUUCCAGGAGCAGGGCUCUCCCCAAGACGGGCAGCGGCGAGGCUCUCCCAGGGACCCGGCGUUGCCCCUCACCCAUCUCUCCAGCAGUGACUGGAUUCUGGAGUCCAUCUAGCGCCUCUGGAGGGGUCUGUCAAUGCGGGCUGGCAGCAUCUGGUUCUCUUCCUGCAAGAAAGUGCUUCAGCCUCUUCAUGGUCCAAGGGCAAAUGGGGACUGUGGCACUUGUUUAACUUGUGGGUGUGGAGUUCACUGACGUGUGAGAUGGCCUGCUUAGUUGGCUACAGAGUCUUACGGGUGACCUAGAGGCGUGUCAGAAUAGCCUUGACACCAUGAAGAAGGGUUCCGUGUGGAAGGCCUUCGCGGGUCUCAGGGUGAGGCUGCUCUUGGCGGGCUUCUCUGUAGGUGGCAGGUGUGGUGCCCUCUAGGCUGAAGAAUGACACUCUGGCGUGUGGAAUAUGAAGAGCGGCAUUUGCCGCCCGACCUGCAGGGCGGUCUGUGUCUCUCCUUGCCGUCACUUAGCUGUUAGCCCCUUCGCUCAUUUAUCUGAAAGCUGCGUCGCUGAUUUUCCGGGGGACUCCUGAGAGCUUUCUAGAAGGAGGAAAUAUUCUGCCUCACUGGUCAAUUGUUUUUCUGCAACUACCAAAACUGACAUCAGGUAUAGGCAGAGAGAUAAAACAUGAAUAUACAUUGAAUGGGGGGCGGGGCGGGGGGACAAAUCCUGGGACAAACUGGUAUUUGUAUCGCUUGCCCUGAGAUGGUGGCUUGUGGUUACAGACUCUGAUUGUAAACUUCAGUGCUUGAAAACAAUGUUUCCAAGCAGUACUUACCUGAAGCCUUAAUAUAUUUAUUAAAACACUUUAUGAGAACCUCA